AUGACUGAUACCUCAGCUGAAGCACUUGCAGCACUGCAGGAGCUGGAUAAGGAGGGUGACCUGAAAAAGCGACUUGCUAUUGUUCGCAUCAGUGAGCCGAUUUCCUUGGAUGGUGGGCACUCUGGCCCGUCGCCUUCGAAGCGGAGGUCGGAUGUUUCAGUCUUUGAAGAUCCGACACCUGCAUCACUAGAGGCUGAUCUUUCACAUUAUAAGGAACUAUUCUCUAAGCUGCGAUUCUCUUACCUCGAGCAAGUAACGAAAGAAAAGUUCUUGCGCGCCAUCGUAGGCGAUCCACCGGUGAUUGUCGGACAUAAUGAGAACACGGAAUUGGAGACACAACUGGCAGAUGUGAAAGCUGAACUUAAGGCACGGAAAGAAGAUGCGCGCAUAAUGAUUGAGGAAAUGGAAGCAAUGGGCCGUGACUUGGCGAGCCGCUACAAGAAUGUGGAGCUUCAAACGAUACAGCUCUCAACAUUACCUGCUUCAAUUGAGAAUCUCGAGUCUACCAUCGCCGGGCUCCGCGCAAAGCAGGUCGCGAACAUGGACCCCUCCGACCCCAACAGCAGCUCUUCGUCUCAAAAUCUUCCUCUCCCUGCUACAUUGUCGCUGUUAGCCGAACGGGAGGCAGAGCUAGCAUCGCUGAACCGUCAGCUCGCUGCUGUGCAGAACACUCUCCCGCGAAAAACUCGAGAGGCCGAGGUCAUGGAGAGAGAGAGUAGCGUCCUAGAGCGACGGAAGGAGGAAGCUAUAAUGCAAGCCCGUGAAGCACAACGGAAGAAGCAACAAGGUGAAAGCGAUGGGCUAGAGGAGAUGGGACGGUGGUACAGAGGAGCGGAAAUGACCUUGAAGGAACUAGUUGGGACCGAGGCAUAG
Molecule: messenger RNA, 873 nt
Organism: Penicillium canescens
Lineage: Eukaryota; Fungi; Ascomycota; Eurotiomycetes; Eurotiales; Aspergillaceae
Exons: 3
Coding region: 1-873 (290 amino acids)
Biological process (GO): kinetochore assembly; attachment of mitotic spindle microtubules to kinetochore; protein localization to kinetochore
Cellular component (GO): kinetochore
Source: RefSeq, a predicted model, not a curated record